Messenger RNA from Biomphalaria glabrata, 4071 nucleotides. Its product is annotated as protein white-like. The coding region runs from base 287 to 2395 and encodes 702 amino acids. Gene Ontology annotation, cellular component: plasma membrane. The transcript has 22 exons. Gene Ontology annotation, molecular function: ABC-type transporter activity; ATP binding; ATP hydrolysis activity. NCBI's taxonomy places the organism in Eukaryota, Metazoa, Mollusca, Gastropoda, Planorbidae. The record is from RefSeq and is a predicted model, not a curated record.
GAGCUAAUCAGGUUGAAAAUUAUAACAUAUAGCCUAACAUUGCCGGUUUCCCUUUCAACGGCUAUUUCAAUUGUAUAAUAUAUUUGACGUUCUUGCAGUGUGCUGUGGGACUAAAUGUGUUUCGUAGUUAUUCUAACGUGGAGGUGAAAUUGUGCACCUAAUAUAUCGAAGGAUCAAAAAUGAAGUUUACUUGAAACAUUGUGGACAUUAAAUGAAACAUAAUUCUAGAUAACAGAAGAACUAAUUUAAAAUAGUAAAGCACCCACAUACCAGGGGUGUAUCAACUAUGGCAGAAGUCGAUGAAAACACGCCCCUCCUUCGGUCAGGGCGUUCCGCCAAGGGGGAUAACCCAGUUCAUGUCAUGGUGCCUCAACCUGUAGAAACAUUGGGGUCUCUAGGCAGUGACGAAACAAGGGUGGCGCUACCAGAAUCUAGACCAAAUGAAAACAGUUUUCCUAAUGGCCGAAUCGAACGAAACAUAAGCGUUGAGAAAAUCUACCCCAUCUCACUAAGUUGGAAGAACGUCAGUGUUUCUGUGAAGAUCCCAGCCAAGAAAAAAUGGUGUUCCCGUACAACACAGAAGGCUACGGAGAAAUCGAUUUUGAAAAAUGUGAGUGGCUUAGUCAAUCCUGGCACUCUAGUGGCCAUUAUGGGAGCAAGUGGCGCUGGAAAAUCAACGUUAUUGAAUGUCCUGACAUCUAGAAACACCAAAAAUUAUGUUUUUAAUGGUGACAUAAGAGUGAAUGGUUGGCAUAUAGGUUCAAGUAUUAAAGGUAUCUCAGCAUAUGUUCAGCAAGAUGAUUUAUUUAUUACAACACUGACUGUCAGAGAGCAACUACAAUUUAGGGCUUUACUUCGAAUGGACAAAAAGCUGGACAAAGCUUCAAGACUUGCCAGAGUGGAAGAUGUUAUAGUUGAGAUGGGUCUGACUAAAUGUGCAAACAACAGAAUCGGGGAUGCUGGUGGAGGUAAAAAAGGAAUUUCAGGAGGUGAGCGGAAGCGACUUUCAUUUGCAUCAGAGGCAUUGACAAACCCACCAAUUUUCUUCUGUGAUGAGCCUACCUCAGGCUUAGAUUCUUUCAUGGCCCAGAAUAUUAUCACAACACUACAGAAAAUGGCUUCUAAAGGGCGAGUUAUUCUCUGCACCAUUCAUCAACCAUCUUCUGAAUUGUUUUCUAUGUUUGAUCAAAUUCUACUGUUGGCUGAAGGCAGGACUGCGUUUAUGGGAACACAGAGAGCAGCCAUGGAUUUCUUUCACAACCUUGAGUAUCCUUGCCCCAACAAUUAUAAUCCUGCUGACCACUUCAUUUUAACACUAGCCAUUGUGCCUGGUCAAGAGGCUGAGUGUCGCCAACGUACACAUGCUGUAUGUGACAAAUUCUGUGAAACAGAAGAAUACAUUAAAAUGGUAAAUCAAGCUGAAGACUUGACACAGACUGCCAGGCACAGCAAGACUGAUCCUCUGUUAAAUGAUAUAUUGGCAGGUGAAUCUAGAUAUGAAGUCUCCUGGUUAACACAGUUCAGGUAUUUGUUCUGGAGAAGUUGGAUCAGCAUGUUUAGAGAUGUCAUAUUGACACGAGUCAGAAUCAUGCAGGCCUUGACACUGGCUAUUGUCCUUGGCCUCAUUUAUCUCCAGCAGACGGUUGAUCAAAAGGGAAUCAUGAGCAUCAAUGGCGCCAUCUUUCUUCUUAUCACCAACACAUCCUUCUCCAACAUGUUUGCUGUAGUAAAUUCGUUUCCCUUAGAACUGUCUAUAUUUCUGAGAGAGUAUGGAACAGGCUUGUAUAGAGUGGACACAUACUACUUGACCAAAACUAUAGCAGAGGUGCCAUUGUUUGUUGCUGUCAGUAUUAUAUUUGCUACAAUAACUUACUGGAUGAUAGGACUUUAUGGCUCCUUGGAAGCCUAUCUGAUUGCAGUUGGUAUUCUGGUGCUGGUGGCCAAUGUAGCCAUUUCAUUAGGUUACUUAAUCUCAACAUUGUGUGGGUCAGUGACUGUUUCAUUAGCUGUAGCACCACCACUACUAAUUCCCAUCAUGUUGUUUGGUGGACUGUUUGUAAACAAUGGAAAUAUUCCAGUUUACUUUAUUUGGCUUCAAUACCUUUCUUGGUUUAAAUUUUCUAAUGAAGUAUUAAUGGUUAAUCAGUGGAGGAACAUUGACUACAUCCCAUGUCCCAACAUUACAAUUCCCACAAUUCCUCCCAACAUAACGACCCCUAGUGUGCCCAGCAUGCCUCAGUGCCUUUAUCGUUCAGGGAAAGAUGUCUUGGACUACACCAGUUUCUCUGAAGAUAACCUUGUUCUAGACAUCAUCCUUCUGGUUGUUUUACAAGUGGGAUUCCGCUUCUUGUCAAUAGUUGCACUCUUCAUUCGUGCCAGGAGAUCCAAAGAAUAAUUUACGUCACUUUGAGACCAUCUUGUUAAUACUCAGACAACUAUUGUGGCUUUAGUGAGCUACUGAUUUAACCACCCUGCCAAGAUAUUUUGAUAUAUUACUUAAAAAUGGAGAGAGAAAGAUACAUGUAAAUUAUUGGUAGUGAUGUCUAUGAAUAAGAAAUUAGAAUGAUUAAGAAAUUGUUUUAAUUAUAAUUGUUCUUCAUUCUUCCCAAUGCUCGUGUCCCCUCUUUCUUUAAUUGUGAAUAUAAUAGUCUAUAAUUGAUUCAUUUGUUAAACAUUGUUUCAUUGUUUUAUGUGAUGUGGGUGUGGGCGGUAAAUUGUAAUUCAACUUUAACUAAUCCAUAGUUGAAGAAUGUAUUUCUCAUUUUCAUGCAAUCUUUGAACUAGAAUUAGUUUAAAUAACAACUUUUAGAAGGUGCGGUGGCUUAUUGGUAAAGUGCUUGGCUUUCAAACCCAGGGAUUCCAGAUUUGAAUCUGGGUGAAGACUGAUAUUUUUGAUUUAGGGAUUUUAAGAGUGCCCUAAGUUUACUCAAUUCUAAUGGGUGUCUGACAUUAGUCAGGAAAAAUAAAGCGUUUGGUUGUUUUGCUGACUAAAUGACACUCUAGUUAACUCUUGACCAUAGAAACAGAUGACCUUUACAUCAUCAGCCCCAUAGAUCGGGGUACUAUAUUUUCAUAUACCACAUGACCAGGUAGCCAUUGUAUAUAAGAAAUAGCACAAACUGGUAUUGCAACAGUUAGAUUUAAUACGAUUGAUGUGUAAAUAGCAGUGUUACAUUAUAAGCUACCUGGACAGGGAUUCCAAAACAUUAUUGAAAUGUUUUUGUAAAACUAAUAUUGCUGAUUUAAUCUUGAUGGUGAUAUUGCAUUUUAGAGUUGCAAUGCUCUAGCCAAUACUAACUGGGGGUAAUUGUUUUAUUUUUUGUUUGUUUUUGAGUUAACUAUUUUUACUUUGAGAUUUGUACAUGUUCAAUUUUAUUAUGUAUACAUAUAUAUAUAUAUAUAUAUUUGGGGCUAAAUAUUGUUUUAUUUAUAUGUGCUGACCAUAUUUUUAAAAUUUAAUUUAAAUAAUAUGUAUAUGAUAAAAACAAGCGUCUAUACAAGGAGCUAGAAAUUUGAAAAAGGUUUAAUGCAUUUCAUAGUUAUUUUAAAUUUUAACAAUGCAUAGUAAUGAAAGUGAAAAAAGAAUUUUUCAUUAAUGAUUAUAGCAUUGCAUCUUUUUUAUCACAAUGAUUUCAUCCACACUACUUUCUGUCAAUAUUUAGUAGCCUCCAUCACAGGGAAAGAUGCUCUAUGGUGUUUGAGCUGUCUAUCUCAUUUAAAUCUCAGAAACUAAAAGCAAUUGUAAAAAAUUCAGAUUCCACCUUCCUUUUCAUUCUGCUAGAAACAUGUGCCAUGACUUCUUUUGUCUUCCAAACUUGUACAAUUAUUUAAAGAUCAAAUAUUCAUAUUGUGUAUACCAGUUACAAAACAAUAUGAAAAAAAUAUGAAGUUAUGCAUUUAAGUACUAGUGGUUUUUGCAAUGCAAUAGUAAUGUAUUUUUAUUGUUUUUAUUUUUUAAAUAAAGACAGCGUGUAUCUUAUCUGUAUCAUGUUAGAAAAAAAAGCUGCAGUGAUAAAAUUCCCUUAGCAAUGGCAAAAUUUCCUUUUGCUAUUAAAAUGAAAUUAACAAACA